Molecule: messenger RNA, 1170 nt
Organism: Trichoderma aggressivum f. europaeum
Lineage: Eukaryota; Fungi; Ascomycota; Sordariomycetes; Hypocreales; Hypocreaceae
Product: CAZyme family GT109
Exons: 2
Coding region: 1-1170 (389 amino acids)
Biological process (GO): GPI anchor biosynthetic process
Cellular component (GO): Golgi membrane
Molecular function (GO): glycosyltransferase activity
Source: RefSeq, a predicted model, not a curated record
AUGUCCGUCUCUCGCAUUAACGCAGCAUUUUGCUUGUUUUGGAUUCUCCUCUUCAUAUCUUCCUCUAUUUUCUCAUACGAUGACCCGUCAUCCAUCUUUUUCAACGCCAAUAGAGCCUACGAACAGCGCUUUUCCAGUGUGAGAGCGGCUGAGGCGGACGAAUACAUCCGCAAUCUACCCGAGAGAGUCAUACCGAUCAAACCUGUCGACAAGCUGCUCUGCAUCGGCAUUCCUAGCAUUAAUCGCACGACCGAGUCGUUCCUUUCCUCCACGAUCGCUACAUUGUCCGAUACACUCACGCCGGAAGAGCGUGCGUCUAUCCGUAUCGUGCCGCUUGUUGAUGAGGUCCUCCUAUAUGGCGAGCCGCCUCAAGGAAGCACCAAGUAUCGUCGCAUACCGCUCGACCUGAAGGAGGGGAAUGUUCGUGGCGAUGGCCGGGUUGAGAACAUGAGACUUGACCACUCGGCGCUUGUCGAAGCGUGCAGAGAGCAAGAAUACCCAUACUUUGCGCUGGUGGAAGACGACAUUGUUACCACUAGGGACUGGUUUCCUCGCUUCAUAAAAGGGCUGACAUACGUGGAGCAAAAGACCAACGAGACCACGAGGGAAUGGAUAUACCUACGGUUGUUUUACUCGGAAAUAUUAAUGGGAUGGAACAAUGAGGAAUGGUUAGCCUAUUCCAAAUUUAUCUGCCUGGUAUACACCGCCGUGCUGGCUGUGUUUCUCGUUGGGCGGAAAUACGUGCGCGUCGGCGCUUCGAGCGGCGUUUCGCCGCACGCGCAGCGUUACCUCGCGGCGCUCGUCUUUGGUCUCUGGUUGCCUGCUCUUAUUGCUUUGUACUUCCUUUCUGGUCGUCUAUUCACCGGCAGACUGAACCCCUUAAGCCUGAGCACAUUGCACGGAGCACGUGAGAUGCCACACUAUGGGUGCUGUGCUCAGGGACUUGUCCUUCCUCAGCGACACCUGGAGGAUUUCCAGGCACUGCUUAGAGAUCCGCCGUACAACUUCCCUGGAGACAUGAUAUUGGAAGAUUAUGCAGAAGCUCGCGGCCUUGUCAAAUGGGCGCUGGAGCCGAGUGUGUUCCAGCAUGUUGGGUUCAAGGAGUCUUCCGACGGAACCCGCAGGGCUGAAGUUUGGAACUUUGGGUUUGAAAGGCAAUCCAAAGUCUAA